This is a messenger RNA of Penicillium verhagenii, 897 nucleotides long. RefSeq lists its product as uncharacterized. Bases 1 to 897 code for a protein of 298 amino acids. The transcript has a single exon. Lineage: Eukaryota; Fungi; Ascomycota; Eurotiomycetes; Eurotiales; Aspergillaceae. The record is from RefSeq and is a predicted model, not a curated record.
AUGAAGAGCACCAUUGCCAUCGCUGCCCUCGUGGCUGGCGCCAACGCCCUCGUUGGUCGCAGUGACAGCUGCUGUUUCCAGAUCGCUGCCUCUGGCGGCGAGUCCGGCUCCCUUGGCCAAUUGACCGAUGGUCAAGUUCGCCUCGGUGAUACCACCCUGUCGGCUGCUGAGUUCUGUAUCUCGAACUCCAUCAUUACCGAUAGCGAGGGUCGUGGAUGUGUUAUCACUAGUGAGUCAAUUUGUUCGCCAAAAUUAAAGAAAAGCAGCAGCACUAACAAGAAAUCUUCAGCCGAGACCACCCAGUUCCAAUGUGACCAGGGCGCCACCGGUACCUCUGGUUUCACCAUUUCCUCAUCUGGCUUGUUGAGCUUUGACGGUAGCUCCUCCUUCAUCGCUUGCCAGACUGGCGAGGAUAACGGAAGCAACAUCUACACUACCAACAGCACUUCUGUAACCGAAUGUGUUAGCGUUAAGCUGACCGGUGACUCCUGUGCCGCUGCUGCCUCAUCCUCCGUGGCCUCCUCUGUUGCCGCUGCCUCGCCGGCACCCAGCUCAUCCUCCGUCUCUUCAUCGCCCUACACAGUGAUUCAGUCAUCGAUUCCUGCUGUUCCCGUUACCACCGUGACCCCUACUUCUCGCCCUCUGAUCCCCACUAGCUCGGCAGUGAUUUCCACCCCCGUUGCUGCUUCAACUAGCGCUACUCAGAUCACCAGCUACACCUCGACCGCAACUGCCAGCACCAGCACCAGCACCAGCACUUCGUCUACGAGCUCCACCGCUUCUGCCGCUGCUUCUUCCACCGCUGCUACCAGCGGCGCGGCUACCUCUGCCCCCAUGGGCUUCGCUCACUGGGUCGCUUCCGUUGCUGUUAUGCUGAGCGUGAUGGUUCUCUACUAG